This is a messenger RNA of Grammomys surdaster, 7014 nucleotides long. It is a transcript of the gene Arhgap5, whose product is annotated as Rho GTPase activating protein 5. Gene Ontology annotation, biological process: signal transduction. NCBI's taxonomy places the organism in Eukaryota, Metazoa, Chordata, Mammalia, Rodentia, Muridae. The coding region runs from base 170 to 4681 and encodes 1503 amino acids. The transcript has 6 exons. The record is from RefSeq and is a predicted model, not a curated record.
GAAGAUGAUCCAUAUGAUCUUGAAGAAGACCUUUCUUUGGCAAUGAGGGAACUACAAAGAACCAAAUAUAAUUCUGAAAUUCAGGAUCUGUAUUUUGAGAUGGUUUUAUUUUCAGAAUGAAAAGUAUAUAUGGUUACCUUUAUGAAUGUAAAGACAUGAGAAAAGAGUUAUGAUGGCAAAAAACAAAGAGCCUCGACCCCCAUCCUAUACUGUCAGUGUAGUUGGACUCUCUGGGACUGAAAAAGACAAAGGUAACUGUGGAGUUGGAAAAUCUUGUUUGUGCAAUAGAUUUGUACGUUCAAAAGCAGAUGAAUAUUAUCCAGAGCAUACUUCUGUGCUUAGCACCAUUGACUUUGGAGGCCGAGUAGUAAACAAUGAUCACUUUUUAUACUGGGGUGACAUAACACAAAAUGGUGAAGAUGGAGUAGAAUGCAAAAUUCAUGUCAUUGAACAAACAGAGUUCAUUGAUGACCAGACUUUCUUGCCUCAUCGAAGUACAAAUUUGCAACCAUAUAUAAAACGUGCAGCUGCCUCUAAAUUGCAGUCAGCAGAAAAACUAAUGUACAUUUGCACCGAUCAGCUAGGCUUGGAGCAAGACUUUGAACAGAAGCAGAUGCCUGAAGGAAAACUCAAUGUAGAUGGAUUUUUACUGUGUAUUGAUGUGAGUCAAGGAUGUAAUAGGAAGUUUGAUGAUCAACUUAAAUUUGUGAAUAACCUUUUUGUCCAGCUAUCCAAAUCCAAAAAGCCUGUGAUAAUAGCAGCAACUAAAUGUGAUGAAUGUGUGGAUCAUUACCUUAGAGAAGUUCAAGCCUUUGCUUCAAACAAAAAGAACCUUCUAGUAGUGGAAACAUCAGCUCGAUUUAAUGUCAACAUUGAGACAUGUUUCACUGCUUUGGUACAAAUGUUGGAUAAAACUCGUGGCAAGCCUAAAAUUAUUCCCUAUCUGGAUGCUUAUAAAACACAGAGACAACUUGUUGUCACAGCAACAGACAAGUUUGAGAAACUUGUACAGACUGUGAGAGAUUAUCAUGCAACUUGGAAAACUGUUAGUAAUAAAUUAAAAAAUCAUCCUGAUUAUGAAGAAUAUAUCAACUUAGAGGGAACAAGAAAGGCCAGAAAUACAUUCUCAAAGCAUAUAGAACAACUCAAACAGGAACAUAUAAGAAAAAGGAGAGAAGAAUAUAUAAGUACCUUACCAAGGGCUUUUAAUACUCUCUUGCCAGAUCUAGAAGAGAUUGAACAUUUGAAUUGGUUGGAAGCUUUGAAGUUAAUGGAAAAGAGAGCAGAUUUCCAGUUAUGUUUUGUGGUGCUAGAAAAAACACCUUGGGAUGAAACUGACCAUAUCGACAAAAUUAAUGAUAGACGGAUCCCAUUCGACCUUCUGAGCACUUUAGAAGCAGAAAAGGUCUAUCAAAACCAUGUACAGCAUCUGAUAUCAGAGAAAAGAAGAAUAGAAAUGAAGGAGAAAUUUAAGAAGACUUUAGAAAAAAUUCAGUUCAUUUCACCUGGGCAACCAUGGGAGGAAGUUAUGUGUUUUGUCAUGGAGGAUGAAGCAUUCAAAUACAUCACUGAGGCUGAUAGCAAAGAAGUAUAUGGUAGACAUCAGCGAGAGAUAGUAGAAAAAGCCAAAGAAGAGUUUCAGGAAAUGCUUUUUGAGCAUUCUGAACUUUUUUAUGAUUUAGAUCUUAAUGCAACACCAAGUUCUGAUAAAAUGAGUGAAAUUCAUACAGUUCUAAGUGAAGAACCUAGAUAUAAAGCUUUACAGAAACUUGCACCUGAUAGAGAAUCUCUUCUCCUUAAGCAUAUAGGAUUUGUUUAUCAUCCCACUAAAGAAACAUGCCUCAGUGGCCAAUAUUGUACAGACAUUAAAGUGGAACACUUACUUGCCAAUAGUCCAUUACAGUCGGAUCAUGGCCGCUUACGCUUGUAUCAUGAUAGUGCCAAUAUAGACAAAGUUAAUCUUUUCAUUUUAGGGAAAGAUGGCCUUGCCCAGGAACUAGCAAAUGAGAUAAGGACUCAAUCCACUGAUGAUGAGUAUGCCUUAGAUGGAAAAAUUUAUGAACUUGAUCUUCGGCCUGUUGAUGCCAAAUCGCCUUACAUUUUGAGUCAGCUAUGGACUGCAGCCUUUAAACCACAUGGGUGCUUCUGUGUAUUUAAUUCCAUCGAGUCACUGAAUUUUAUUGGGGAAUUUAUUGGAAAAAUAAGAACCGAAGCGUCUCAGAUCAGAAAAGAUAAAUAUAUGGCUAAUCUUCCAUUUACAUUAAUUCUUGCUAAUCAGAGGGAUUCCAUUAGUAAAAAUCUACCAAUUCUCAGGCACCAAGGUCAGCAGUUGGCCAAUAAAUUACAGUGUCCUUUUGUAGACGUACCUUCUGGUACAUAUCCUCGUAAAUUUAAUGAAUCACAAAUAAAGCAAGCCCUAAGAGGAGUAUUGGAAUCAGUUAAACACAAUUUAGAUGUGGUAAGCCCAGUUCCUAUCAAUAAGGACGUGUCAGAAGCUGACUUGAGAAUUGUCAUGUGUGCCAUGUGUGGCGAUCCAUUUAGUGUGGAUCUCAUUCUUUCCCCUUUCCUUGACUCUCAUUCUUGCAGUGCUGCUCAAGCUGGACAGAACAAUUCAUUAAUGCUUGACAAAAUUAUUGGUGAAAAAAGGAGGCGAAUACAGAUCACAAUAUUAUCAUACCACUCCUCAAUUGGAGUAAGAAAAGAUGAACUGGUUCAUGGGUAUAUAUUAGUUUAUUCUGCAAAAAGGAAAGCAUCAAUGGGAAUGCUUCGUGCAUUUCUAUCAGAAGUUCAAGAUACUAUUCCUGUACAACUGGUGGCAGUUACUGACAGUCAAGCUGAUUUUUUUGAAAAUGAGGCUAUCAAGGAGUUAAUGACUGAAGGAGAACACAUUGCAACUGAGAUAACUGCUAAAUUUACAGCAUUAUAUUCUUUAUCUCAGUAUCAUAGGCAGACUGAGGUUUUUACUUUGUUUUUCAGUGAUGUUCUAGAGAAAAAAAAUAUGAUAGAAAAUUCCUAUUUGUCUGAUAAUACAAGGGAAUCCACUCAUCACAGUGAGGAUGUUUUUCUACCGUCUCCAAGAGACUGUUUUCCCUAUAAUAACUACCCUGAUUCAGAUGAUGACACAGAAGCACCACCCCCUUAUAGUCCAAUUGGAGAUGAUGUACAGUUGCUUCCAACACCUAGUGACCGUUCCAGAUACAGGUUAGAUUUGGAAGGAAAUGAAUAUCCUGUUCAUAGCACUCCAAAUUGUCAUGAUCAUGAACGUAACCAUAAAGUGCCUCCACCUAUUAAACCUAAACCAGUUGUACCUAAAACAAAUGUGAAAAAACUGGAUCCAAACCUGUUAAAAACGAUUGAAGCUGGUAUUGGUAAGAAUCCAAGGAAACAGACUUCCCGGGGGCCCUUGCCACACUCUGAAGAUACGGAUUCUUCAGAUAACUACGCGGAACCCCUUGACACGAUUUUCAAACAGAAGGGCUAUCCUGAUGAGAUUUAUGUUGUCCCAGAUGAUACUCAGAAUCGAAUUAUUAAAAUUCGAAACUCAUUUGUAAAUAACACUCAAGGAGAUGAAGAAAAUGGGUUUUCUGAUAGAACCUCAAAAGGUCAUGGGGAACGUAGGCCUUCAAAAUACAAAUACAAAUCUAAAACUCUGUUUAGUAAAGCCAAGUCAUACUAUAGAAGAACACACUCAGAUGCAAGUGAUGAUGAGGCUUUCACUACUUCUAAAACAAAAAGAAAAGGAAGGCAUCGUGGAAGUGAAGAAGAUCCACUACUUUCUCCUGUUGAAACUUGGAAAGGUGGUAUUGAUAAUCCUGCAAUCACAUCUGACCAGGAGGUAGAUGAUAAGAAGAUAAAGAAGAAAACCCACAAAGUAAAGGAAGAUAAAAAGCAGAAAAAGAAAACUAAGACCUUCAACCCACCAACACGUAGAAAUUGGGAAAGUAAUUACUUUGGGAUGCCCCUCCAGGAUCUGGUUACAGCUGAGAAGCCUAUACCACUAUUUGUUGAAAAAUGUGUGGAAUUUAUUGAAGACACAGGAUUAUGUACCGAAGGACUAUACCGUGUUAGUGGAAAUAAAACUGAUCAAGACAACAUUCAAAAGCAGUUUGAUCAAGAUCAUAAUAUCAAUCUAGCAUCAAUGGAAGUGACAGUAAAUGCUGUAGCUGGAGCUCUCAAAGCUUUCUUUGCUGAUCUGCCCGAUCCUUUGAUUCCAUACUCACUCCACCCAGAGCUAUUGGAAGCAGCAAAAAUCCCAGAUAAAACAGAACGCCUUCAUGCCUUGAAAGAAAUUGUUAAGAAAUUUCAUCCUGUAAACUAUGAUGUAUUCAGAUAUGUGAUAACACAUCUAAACAGGGUUAGUCAACAAAAUAAAAUCAACCUAAUGACAGCAGACAACUUAUCCAUCUGUUUUUGGCCAACUUUGAUGAGACCUGAUUUUGAAAAUCGGGAGUUUCUGUCUACCACUAAAAUCCAUCAAUCUGUCGUUGAAACAUUUAUUCAACAGUGCCAGUUUUUCUUUUACAAUGGAGAAAUUGUAGAAACUGCGAACACUGUGGCUCCUCCACCAACUUCAAAUCCAGGACAGUUGGUGGAAUCAAUGGUACCACUUCAGCUGCCACCACCAUUGCAACCUCAGCUAAUUCAACCACAAUUGCAGACAGAUCCUCUUGGUAUUAUAUAGAUAGAAUGUGAUUGCAGAUGGCCUGAAAUUGGACAAAAACAAAUCUAGACAUGCAUGUUUCAGGGGUUAGUAGUAUAUUUCAUGUUUCAUACAGAUAAUCCACAUCAAAAUGAUGAGACAUUUUCUCUUUGAACUAUAUGGUAUUCCCUAUUCAGUUACAUUAUGAAUCUAAAAACAUGUGGUAAGCAUGACUGGAGAGGUUUAAUUUUUAUAAACAAAAAAAAAAAAUAGUUAUAAAAAUGCAAAGCUGCUGCUGCAUGCAACCUUAUUGCAAUCAGUAUAUCAUUCCUGUGGCAAUUUCUGUCACAUUAUAUUGUGAAUACAAUUUUUCUAUAGAAAUUAAAUGAUUUAAAAACUCAUAUAUGAAAUGUUUAAUGCUUUCAGCCUGCUUUAUGGCUGGUUUUGUUAUUUGAUUGCUAAUUUGGGGACCUGAUUCCAGCAGUCUGUAUAGAUAACUAAAGCCCAGUUAAGUAUUUUUUAAUUUCAGGUUAAUAUGCCACGCUUGGGAUGUUUGAAAGAAAGAAAAAAAAAUACAUGUAACAUAUUUCACAUUUCUGCACCUUCUUCAUCUUCUAAGUAAAUCUGUGGAUGAUUUGAUGAGGAGUGAAUGAACCUGUUUCUUUUACUCACAUACCAAGGGCACACUUGUGGUUCAAGUGAGUUGAUAACGUGAUGUAAAGAAAAGAAUCGUCGUCACCAACUCAUUUCUUUAUGAUCUAUGAUGAAAAAUACAUUUUGUAUACACGGUUAAUUCUGUAAACAGAUGCAUGUUCAAAAGAUCUUGAUGGUCUUGUAAUCUUAAUCUAAUAUAUUUUAGAUAUUUUAAUUUUUCCCUCUUGGGGAAUACAUUUAGUAUAGUGUAGAAAAAUGCUUCAUGACAUUUUCAUAUAAGGUUAUAUAACUUUUCAUACAUAAACAUGAAGUUUGUUGUAGAAAGUUCUUUAAACCAAACAUUUAAUCUAGGAUUUCAAUUUAAUCUGUUCCUUGAAUCUAUUUUUAUGUGGCCCUUGAGAAUAUAUCCCAAAAAAUUCCAUUGCUAAUACAGCAAUAAAAAUACUUUGGGUACUGACAGACUCCUUGGAGUAUGUAUAUAUAAAAUCAAAAACUUGGACUCAUAUUCUUUUUGUGAUGUGUUGUUCUACAAUCCAGAAUGGCUUUUGCACCAUUUUUUUAAACCAGUUUCCCACCCCCCUCCCCUUUGCUGUUGGUACCAGAGUUGCUAUAAAUGACUGCUGCUUUAGGGGUUAAAUAUUUUGUUAGUGAAGAUACAACCAGAACACUAAAUUAUGAUAAAACUUUCUGGCCGAGUGAGAGAUAAAUUUAGUUGGGCUAUAUUCAAAAUUAUUUUAUUAUCAAAACCAUACCAUUUGUUUUACUGGAUAAGGAAAAGUGGUUUGCUUUUUACUGCUGGGUCAUAUUUUGUGUAGUAAAGAAAUUCUUUGGUCAAUGUUGUAAUCUUUAUAUUUCAAUUUUAAGGUUUCCUUAUUUGUAUUAUAGUAAAUUGAUGAUUUUGAGAUUCAAGGCUCCUAAGAGUUUGAUUUGCUCCAUUUUGUCUUAAAAUAUUCUUUCGCAAUUGUUAUAUCUUAGGUAUUGUACUUCCAGUUUCAACCAAGAUGUCAACAUGAACCAGGCUACUAUUGAAGUACAUGUAUAUUAUAAAUUAUCUUGUGUUAUUAUCUUUUCUAAGAGAACAAAGUCCCUAUUAUUCCUAUUGCAAAGCACACAGGAAUUUAAGAAAGUACAGUAAUUUUUAAAAAAAAUAUCCGGUAAAUGUAGUAUUCUUAACUUGUUCUAUAUUACUUAUACCUAUUGUCUAUAUAGCUUUAAUUUAUAGCUGUCAGUUUAACAUUGGCAUGUCUGGCAAAGAAAAUUAAACUUUAAGAGUUUUAUAAACUGUUUCUAGGUUGCUAAAGAAUUUAUUUUUCUACUAUAAAUGGUAUAGACAAAGCAUCAACUAUGUACAGGAUAAAAGCCUGACUAUUUCUAUUGAAAGUAGGCUUACAAGAAAAUUUUCAGAACUGUUCAUAUCUUUGGUUCAUUCUGUCCUAACUUUACUAUUGUAAUAUGUGAGUCCCAGUUUAUUUAAGCUAUUAUCUUUUAUAAUGUGUUAAUUUAACAUUCAUUUACAUUUAAAACUAUUUUUGUUAUUAAAAUUAGCAUUUAUAAGUUUCCACAUUAACCACCUUACACCUCUUCCAAAACUGAUCUUACUUUUCUAUGCAUUCUAUCAUUGAUUUGACACACUACAUAGUGAAUCACCUAAAUAUUCUACAUCUGGUUCAUUUUACUACUAGGUUACAGAUAUUAAAAAUUAAAGUAUGGUUUAAAGCUCA